AUGAGGAGACUGGUAGCAAAUGCAGUGUUGCUGGUCGGUGUGAAUCUGUCGGGUGUGUUUGUUCGAGUCCGUACUGAGCGUGCCCAGAGGAAGGCCUUCCUACAGGCCAGAAACUGCAUCCAACAGCGCCUGCAACUAGAGGACGAGAACGAGAAACAGGAACGCCUCCUGAUGAGCCUGCUGCCCAGAAAUGUUGCAAUGGAGAUGAAAGAGGACUUCCUGAAGCCACCAGAGAGAAUCUUCCACAAGAUCUACAUUCAGCGGCACGACAACGUCAGCAUCCUGUUUGCAGACAUCGUGGGCUUCACCAGUCUGGCGUCUCAGUGCACUGCGCAGGAGCUGGUCAAACUGCUCAACGAGCUCUUCGGCAAAUUUGAUGAGCUCGCUACAGAAAACCACUGCCGAAGGAUCAAGAUCUUGGGUGACUGUUAUUACUGUGUGUCCGGCCUGACUCAACCCAAAGCAGACCACGCACACUGCUGUGUAGAGAUGGGUCUGGACAUGAUCGACACCAUCACGUCUGUUGCAGAGGCGACGGAGGUGGACUUGAACAUGCGUGUGGGUUUGCACACGGGCCGUGUGCUGUGUGGUGUUCUGGGGCUUCGCAAGUGGCAGUAUGAUGUCUGGUCUAAUGAUGUUACACUGGCUAACAUGAUGGAGGCAGGAGGACUGCCCGGGAAGGUGCACAUCACGAGGGCGACGUUGGAGUGUCUGAAUGGAGAUUAUGAAGUGGAGCCAGGAUUUGGCCAUGAGAGACAUGCUUUCCUCAGCAAACAUGCCAUCGAGACCUUCUUCAUCGUGCCCUCACACAGACGCAAGAUUUUUCCUGGGCUGAUCCUAUCAGACAUAAAGCCGGCGAAAAGGAUGAAAUUUAAGACCGUCUGUUACCUGCUGGUGCAGCUCAUGCACUGCAGAAAGAUGUUCAAGGCUGAGAUCCCUUUCUCCAACGUCAUGACCUGUGAGGAUGACGACAAGAGACGAGCGCUACGAACAGCUUCUGAAAAGCUACGUAACCGGACGUCAUUUUCAGCAGGAAUGGUGCAGAAUUCUCCAGGGACCCGAGUGAACCGUUAUAUUGGCCGUCUGAUAGAAGCACGACAGACGGAGUCAGAGACGGCAGACCUCAACUACAUCACCCUCACUUACAGGAGCAGAGAGAGAGAGCAGAGAUACCAGCAAGUGUAUGAUGAUGCCUUCAUCAGUGCAGUGGUUAUCUCGCUAGUCCUCACGUCAUUUUUUGCAGUGGUCUAUUUUCUUAUCAUUCCUCAAGGUCUUCUGGUUGUAAUUCUGCUGGUUCUCUGUUUAUGCUUCCACAUGGCAAGUGUGAUGUAUCUUCACGUCACGCAUGCACAGUGCUCCCCUGACUGCCUGACCCUGCAGAUCAGAACGGUUUUGUGUGGGUUUCUGGUGCUGCUGAUGUACUCCGUGACCCAGGGGUGUGUGGUGACAUGCGUGCCGUGGUCACUGGAGGGGAAUUCCAGCAUCUCCAUGGUGACAGUUGUCACAGUGAACGGGACCGGCGUGGGCUACAGGGUGUGCAAAUACACUCCGUAUGUAUUUUUAUCAUGUGUGAUGGCAUCUCUAUCUGUGGCCCUGUACCUACGUGUCUCAUCACUACCUAAGAUCCUCCUGCUUCUGCUUCUUAACAUCCUCCACACUGUCGUCAUGGAGACCAGCGGCUAUCGGAAGGCCGUUGGAGGUGGAUUUUUUCACACACAUGGUUAUGACCCGGUUCUGGCGAUGCUGUUGUUUUCUGGAGCUCUGGUGCUUCACUGUAGGCAGCUGGAUCUCAAGCUUAGACUGGACUACCUCUGGGCCACACAGGCUGAGGAGGAGAGAGAUGACAUGGAGAGAGUGAAGCUGGACAAUAAGAGGAUUCUCUUCAACCUGCUGCCUGCUCAUGUCGCUCAACACUUCCUACUAUCCAACCCCCGAAACAUGGACCUGUAUUAUCAGUCAUACUCUCAGGUGGGCGUCCUGUUCGCCUCCAUCCCUAACUUUAAUGACUUCUACAUUGAGCUGGAUGGAAACAACAUGGGUGUGGAGUGCCUCCGGCUGCUAAACGAGAUCAUCGCAGACUUUGAUGCGCUGAUGGAUAAGGAAUGCUACAGAGACAUUGAGAAGAUCAAAACUAUUGGAAGUACUUACAUGGCUGCUGUCGGACUCGUCCCUACUGAGGGAUCCAAGGUAAAGAAGUCCAUUUCAGCACACCUCUGCACAGUGGCUGAUUACGCCAUUGAGAUGUUUGACGUCCUGGAUGCCAUCAACUACCAGUCUUACAAUGACUUUGUGCUUCGAGUUGGUAUUAAUGUGGGUCCAGUGGUUGCUGGUGUAAUUGGGGCUCGCAGGCCUCAAUAUGACAUCUGGGGUAACACAGUCAACGUCGCCAGCAGAAUGGACAGCACUGGAGUUCAGGGAAAGAUACAGGUGACAGAGGACGUCUUCCGCCUACUCUCGGGUUAUUAUCGCUUCAUCUGUCGUGGCCAAGUCAGUGUGAAGGGCAAAGGUCAAAUGCUCACCUACUUUCUGGAGGGCCGAACCCCUCAAGGUGCCCAGUACAGCCGAUCCAAGAGUCCGGAUCAAGACUCGAGCCCAUGCAUCCGGACCAAACUGGGCUCUGCACCCGCCGUCAGCAGCUACGGCGUAAAGAGUCACACCGUGGGACACGUGGGCACCUCAAACAACAGCAUUCUGUACCUGCCCUCAGUGUCCGUCGACAUGGAGAUGGAGGUGUGAUAGGCACGUAGACGCUUAAUUGGCGACCAAUGCAUUAGUAAAUCAGAGGCAGGGAGGGAAACCCAGCACAAGGUAGGGAUGAAAAACGAGGAGUAUUUGCACAGAGGAGAGAAACAUUCAAUUGUGCCAAACUGAGAACAUCCCUCUCCCUUCACGCAAGUACAUAAUAAGCAUGUGUGUGUGUCUACGUGUGCACGUUUGUGUGUGUUUUAUUGAGUCUUCCCCAGACCAACAGGAUAUCAGGGUCUCCUAUACGGGAGCAUGCGAUCUACUGCAAAGGCAGCUUCACACCAGCCGAGGAGACACGUACCCUACGUGUGUGUCUGUGUGUGUGCGUGUGUGUGUGUGUUUUCUUGCAUCGCAAAAUGUCAAGAGAUGCCACGGUGAUGAAUAUUGUGAACACAUGAAUGGACCAAACCUUUCAAUUAAUAAACAGCGCUGUAUUUUGUACGUGGGAGGAUGUUUAGGAUUUGAACGGGAGAAACUUCACACACACGUGUUGGGUUUUUCCAAAAGAAAAAAGAUAAAUGGUUCCUCAUAUUGAGAUCUGCUUUGAAUAAAUUGUUUACAUGAAGAACACGUCACAGGUUUACAGACCUGAUAGCAAAGUUAUUCUCAGCUCUUCGGUUUUUAGGCCCUCUCGUCUGCGGUUGUGGGAAGAAAGAGAGAGAGAUCGGCAGAAAUACUAAACAACCACAGUGAAUCGGAGACUGCAGUGAUUUACUAGCCAAUCCUGUUUUGUAAUCAUUUACAGAAAGUUGGUCGAGUCUGUGACGUGGGUAAAUGUUUAACUUUGCGUAGGUUGAAUCAGCACAGUUUUCCUGUAUGUGAUGUGUGCACGCACUUGGUGCUUGGACAAAACAUCUUUAUGCACUUGCUGCUGCCCUUUGCCCUCUUAGAUAUUCUUUCCAGUAAUAACCGAUCCCAUGUGGAAUAAUAAGCAUCAAUUUGAUACAAUCUAAAUACCAAUUCAUUGCUUGAUAAUACUACAGUAGUCACUGGUAAUACAAUUAACAAAAAGCAAACCAAUUGGCUUCCAGUAUGUGAUAAAAUGGCCUAAAAAGCGAUAGUUUGUCCAUGAAUUUAAAUUUGCUGUUUUUACUCACCCUCAAUCCAUCCAAGAUGUAGUUAUUUUGCUUCAGUUUAACAAUAAACAUUUUCAGUUAAACUUGUGGUCCUUAGUGAUUCAUAAAAUGCAAGUCAAGCACUUUGAGGAUAGAGAAUAAAAAACAUAUAUAGGCAAAACAAAUUUGAUACUUGUGUUUCCUGAUGAUACACUGAGGUCUUAUGAAGUACAACAAUUGAUCUGUACAAGAAACUGUUAUUUAGGCCAGUAUCUUUAAUCCAUUGCCUUGGCUAAUGGUUUUAGGUUUAUUGCAUGCUGAGAUCCACAUAAAAAAUAUAUAUAUUUGUUAAAGGGGUGGUCCUCUACGAUGUAAUAUUUACAAAUUUAGUUGAUGUGUAAUGUAGCUGUGUGAAUAUAAACAACAUCUCUGAAUGUAAGAUGCUCAAAGUUCAGUGCAAAGGGAGACAUUGGCUUUUACAUAGAUAGCUUAGCAAAGCCUACAGUGAACAAAGUUAGGGGACUACAAAAAAUACAUCUGGGUUAGUGGGAUCACAAACAAAUUAGGUUAUGCACAUACACUAUGCGCAUUAACACAGCGCAACGAGGGUCGUGGCCGAAGGUGCUGUAAUGUAGCAGAGAAAGCUAAAAUGCCGUCCAAAUGCUGCUAUUUCCACAGAGCUUCUUCUGUUUCUGUAUUUGGGCUUCCAAAGGACAUGAGACAAAGAGAUAGGUGCUUACAUUUUCAUUUUAACUAUGUUCCGUAGAAUUAUAAAAAAAAGAUAUAGCUAGCAUUUGACAAAGGACAGCUUCCAGAAUCUCUCCCAGUUCAGGGCUGGAUUUGGCUAUAAACUCCUCAAAGUAACAGCUGCUCCAACCAUAAUAACAGAAGCCGUGAGCCACAACCUGUAAGUGUUUUAUUUGAUAAAAUUGAACUAUUACAUGCAUAUUGUCUAGUGUUAACGGUAUGUUACAAGGAUGUAAAUAACAGCAAAUGCUGUUUGCCACCAUUAACAGUUUAGCUACAGAUUCAUAUUUAUUCGUCAAACUGCUGUGAGCACCCACAAUUUUCCCCAGCGCUGCAGUGUCUCUCUUUGCUUUCCCUGCGUUCUACAUCUCAAACGAAAUUGCAAAAGAUAUGUGAACGUUUCAUACUACUUGCACAUGGUUAUAACCUGAAUAUAUGUGAAAGACACUUGUCAGGUUUUAUUUUAGAGAGCAGGCGUGAGGUUCAGCUGUGUUCUUUUCAUUUUCUGUCUGAUUCAUGCUCAAACUGAUACGGCUAACAGCUUCUCUGACUAACAGUAUUUACACAGCAGAGACAACACGCAUGCUAUUAGAGGCAUGGUGCUUUUCCUGGUGACGUGGAGCUAAUCCGUCAGUCACAGUACUUUAUGUUAGCUGAUCAAUCAGAGCCUCUUGAGAGCGGGCCUUAAAGGGGAACUAGGAAAUAUGACAGUCUUUUUCAUGUUAGCUGAGUAGCUGUAUAUAAUCAAAGUAAGAUAUAUGAAAAAAUAACGUGAUUUUCUCCAAUAAGAGCAUGAGCACACAUUGCUUUGCAUCUUAUAAACACAACCAAGCCUUAAAAAUACACUCUGCACCACCCCUUUAAAAAUUUAAACAUAAAAGACAACCCUGACCUAACCGUAACAGAAAAAAAAUCUGAUCUCGUUAGAUUUUCUUUGUGUUUUUACAUCUCUAGCAAGUAUUUUGAGAGGUGUUUUGACAAUUCACAACCACCAUACAAAAGCCAAAAUUUAGAAUGCCAACAAAUUGACAAAAAAAUGUAUCCAACAAAGUAAUCCAAUUCAUCUUACAGCACAGAGCACUUUAAGUUAAACUCACUGGAACAUAAAGACACUGUGUGGUGACUGGUUAAAUACCACUGCUGUAUGCUACUGUAUUAUGGUUUUAAUGUGUUCCCAAGCCAUUAUAUGGUGUGUGUGUGUGCGUUUCUUCUCUUUUCAUGAUCAGUUCUAUUCAAUAGACACAAUAUUUCCACUUUCUUUUUCUUGUUUAAAGAGAGAAUUACACUAGAAUCACUACAUGAAGAUUCUUUUUUCCACAACAGUUUCAUUAAUAUCAACAUAGGCUUAUUCUGAAAAUGUAGCCCUAUAUACGUUUCUGGAGAUUGUAAUAUAUGUAGCCAGAAGUAUGUAUGGUUGCUUUUCAUCUUUAAAUCAAACGCUUCAUUUUGCAUUACCAGCUGACCGCUUCUAUCCGUAUGGACAGGUUUUUUUUUUCUGGACUGCUUUUCAAUACUGUUGGUUAGGUUUAGGGAAGUGUGUUGGCGGGUCAAUCGGUGCUUUUGAAAACACAUUGGUUGGGUUAAGGUAAGUAGGAGGGUGGGUCAGUCGAUCAGUCGGUUAGUCAGUCAGUCGACAGCGGCCUCUGGUGGAUUUACACAAUAACAGCAGCCAUGAAUGGCCCUCGCGUGAGAAAUUUGAUAUCAAUAAAAGCGUACACACAGUGACCUCUAGUGGAACAGAAAAAAACAGAAACUGCUAAAAAAAAAACGUAGCUCCUGGGCAUAUUGGCGCUCUCCAGAAAAGUAUAUAGCGGUACAUUUUCAGAAUAAGCAUGGGUUGAUUAAUAUGCAUCAGACUCAGUGUGUAAGGUUUCUGUGUGUGACUAAUUUUUAGAAUAACAAGUCAAACUUGUCCUGCUUUUUAUUCAGGUAUUAGUUGACUUAAUUGUCAUUUAGUCAGUUUGAUGAAUACUUAAUAUUUUGUUUAUCCUGUAAUCAGUGUGUCAUCAGGAGCAACGGAUAUCAUUUUGUUUUGCCCUUAUAUAUUUUUGGACUAGUGACCAAUAAUAAAGUACCAGUAACCUUUAAUAAAAUUCCUAAAUGUUCUACUGAUAAAAAACAGACAUCUUGAAUGCCCAAAAGGUCAGUUAAUCCACAGCAAGUGUUAGUUUUUUGGGUGAACUUCCCCUUUAACAUAAAAUAGAUUUAUUCCACAUAUAUUUUCUUGGUGGCUUUUCUAAGUGGCACUUAGCUCUCAGAUUCUCCUGUCAACGGUAGCAUCUCUCACUGUGCUUGCAGAGCAAUCUUAAACACGCGGUUGAACAUGCAUGAUGUUUUAGUGCUGGAUCUGCAUGUGCUCAGUAGGUCUUAGGUUAAACAUCUGGAUUUCAGUCCAUCUUUUUUCAGAGCAUGCGCUUUGGAAAAGCCUCACGAGCCUCAUUCUGGUUAAGAAAUCUCUUUCAAUUUUUCUUUAUGUGCUAUUACUGUACUUUAAUAGGUUUCCCAUGAUGCCUAGGAAAUGAAGUUUGGCUUCAAGCAUGCCGUUCUGCAUGUCCCUCUCAGCAUGCCGUAAUUCUGUCACGUCGCUCUAUUUGAUAACUGAUUUGUGUCUCUAAUGCAUGCCUACUGCAAAAACACAACCAAGAGUGAAAAGUGUCGAAGAGAUGUUGCAAAACACGCUUUAGUAGCACUGCAUGAGCCCACAAUAAUGGCCUUGAUGAAUCCAACUAUCUUUAUUGGUUUUCUUUUUCAUGCGUGGUGCUGUUGGGAAAGCUUUUUCGGGGAGUUUUGUAGCACUGGCGCCUUGUCGAGCUCUUGAAGUGACUGCCUUUUUAUCCAGAGUUUGUUAAAGAAAGUGUGUUUCUUUAAAUAUGUGCCAACAUAUACAGUUACCAACAUAUCCAACGGUGUUCUUUUCUUGCGCAGCUUUGCGACAAUGUGUGCAUAUUUGAACUUUACUCUCAUACGGACUGAUCGAACCAACGUGGGGCUCAAUACCAACUCGCAAGUGUGCUUUUCCUUUUUAAUUUCGAUGUUUUAUUCACGUUUAGCUAUGUAUUCAGGAAUGCUCUCUCUUAUUAUACUUUUGGCCGCAUUUAGCUUCAUUUACAUGAUAUUUGCAUAUUUAUUAGCAUAUAAGUACAGAGCUGUUCAUUCGAGUCUCAAAUAUCUGUAGAUUUAUUUAUUUUUGGGUUUUGAUUUAUUGAAUAUGAAUGCCAAAUACCAAAAUGCUUCUUGUACCACUGAAUAUUUCAGACUCUAUGAUCCAACAAAUGUAGCCAAACAGCUAAAUGGUUCUAUUUGAUAUGGCUUAAUAUGAUCUAUUUUGACUACGGUGGCCUAACUUACUGCUGUUCUGAAUAUUAAUGAUAUGUUAACUUUAAUAAUGCAUAAAGUGUGCACAGUAAAUCUGAUAGAGUAGAUUUUCAUGUCGAUUAGAUAUUUUCAUAUUUGAUACGGGUCAAAUUAUUGUACGUAUUAAAUAUAUUGUAGAGUAAACAAAAAGAGUAUUUUAUUGAUGAUUUGUAAUAUUUGUGCUAUUUUUGAGGUUGCAAUGUAUUUAUUGCGAUGGUUCUAUGUGAAUGUAAAUUUCAUAUUGAGAUCUUUU
This is a messenger RNA of Danio aesculapii, 8154 nucleotides long. RefSeq names its product adenylate cyclase 1a (gene adcy1a). The record is from RefSeq and is a predicted model, not a curated record. Gene Ontology annotation, cellular component: plasma membrane. Gene Ontology annotation, molecular function: adenylate cyclase activity. Lineage: Eukaryota; Metazoa; Chordata; Actinopteri; Cypriniformes; Danionidae. Gene Ontology annotation, biological process: cAMP biosynthetic process; intracellular signal transduction; adenylate cyclase-activating G protein-coupled receptor signaling pathway.